Saprolegnia parasitica CBS 223.65 is the source of this 612-nucleotide messenger RNA. RefSeq lists its product as hypothetical. The record is from RefSeq and is a predicted model, not a curated record. Bases 23 to 586 code for a protein of 187 amino acids. The transcript has 3 exons. NCBI's taxonomy places the organism in Eukaryota, Oomycota, Saprolegniomycetes, Saprolegniales, Saprolegniaceae.
GCUCUUUUUUCGAUCUUGCAGCAUGCGCGUCCGUGACGCCGAGACCGGCGAAUGGCUCGAGGUAGACGUCGAGGUCGAGGUCGCGGACGAGGCGCCGCGAAGCCCCGCGCGGUACGCCGCGGCGGGCAUGUACUCACCCCACUCGCUCUCGAGCCCGUCACCGAUCCUCCACGCCGAGACGCAGUCGACGCGGACGCUCGGGGCGCAAGUGGGCUGGGAAGCCAAGAUGGAGGCAAUGCGGGCGCGCUACGCGGCCGCCGAGCGCGAGUCGCGGCGCGGGCUGCUCGAACGCCUCGCCGACCCGAGCUUGUCCCCAUCGUCGCGGAGCGACCUCCAAGUGCAACUGCUGGAGAAAAUGAAGGCGGCGCUACAGACGCACCUCGCCGCCCUCGUCGCCGAAGAGCUGGAACGGGACACGGGGCGCCAGCUCGCGAUGCUCGCCGACGUCUCGCGCCAAGGUCGGGACCGGCUACGGCAGCAACACGCACGCGAGCGCGCGUACUACAAGACGCUCAUCGAGCAGACCAAGGAGGAGGCCAAUCUGCUGCUCACAGCGACCAUGAACGACUUUAACCUCCUGCGUUAAGAUACAAUCUUUGACGAUCAUGCUCC